UCAUAACUUGAAAGUUUUCUCCCAAGAAAAAGACACCAAAUAGUAAGUGGGUAACCUCGAAGCUAGUUCAAACUAGUGGGAGGUUGUUCCACGUUCUAAGUUCACAUCCAAAUCCGAAUUUAAUCACAAAUUGAAACGUUAAAUCGUCAGAUAGAGAUGGCUCGUGGAAAGAUUCAACUGAAGAGGAUCGAGAACCCGGUUCACAGACAAGUGACGUUUUGCAAGAGGAGAACCGGUCUUCUCAAAAAGGCUAAGGAGCUCUCUGUGCUCUGCGACGCCGAGGUCGGUGUAGUGAUCUUCUCUCCACAGGGCAAGCUCUUUGAGCUCGCUACUAAAGGAACAAUGGAGGGGAUGAUUGAUAAGUACAUGAAGUGUACUGGUGGUGGUCGUGGUUCUUCUUCUGCUAUUUUUACUGCUCAAGAACAACUUCAACCCCCAAAUCUUGAUCCGAAAGAUGAGGUCAAUGUGCUGAAGCAAGAGAUUGAUAUGCUUCAGAAAGGAAUAAGGUAUAUGUUUGGAGGAGGAGAAGGGGCGAUGAAUCUUGAAGAACUUCUUUUGCUUGAGAAGCAUCUUGAGUAUUGGAUUUCUCACAUUCGCUCAGCUAAGAUGGAGAUUAUGCUUCAAGAAAUUCAGUCUUUGAGGAACAAGGAAGGGGUUCUCAAAAAUGCCAAUAAGUAUCUCCUCGGAAAGAUAGAGGAGACCAACAAUAGCAUAUUAGAUGCUAACUUCGCAACUGUGGAGACUAACAACUAUUCUUAUCCGCUAACCAUGCCGAGUGAAAUAUUUCAGUUCUAGACCUAUGGAUAUUUGAAGACUGUGUCUUACGAAUUCAAAUAAUCUUGGUAAGUAUAAUUAGUGCUGUUAAAUCACACAGAAGUAUAAUAAAG
Molecule: messenger RNA, 887 nt
Organism: Eutrema salsugineum
Lineage: Eukaryota; Viridiplantae; Streptophyta; Magnoliopsida; Brassicales; Brassicaceae
Product: agamous-like MADS-box protein AGL12
Exons: 7
Coding region: 157-795 (212 amino acids)
Biological process (GO): positive regulation of transcription by RNA polymerase II
Cellular component (GO): nucleus
Molecular function (GO): DNA-binding transcription factor activity, RNA polymerase II-specific; protein dimerization activity; RNA polymerase II cis-regulatory region sequence-specific DNA binding
Source: RefSeq, a predicted model, not a curated record